Messenger RNA from Fusarium keratoplasticum, 699 nucleotides. Its product is annotated as Mago-bind domain-containing protein. NCBI's taxonomy places the organism in Eukaryota, Fungi, Ascomycota, Sordariomycetes, Hypocreales, Nectriaceae. The coding region runs from base 100 to 699 and encodes 199 amino acids. Gene Ontology annotation, biological process: exon-exon junction complex disassembly. The transcript has a single exon. The record is from RefSeq and is a predicted model, not a curated record. Gene Ontology annotation, cellular component: cytoplasm; exon-exon junction complex. Gene Ontology annotation, molecular function: RNA binding.
GGCACCUGCCGAACAAACCCCCCCACGCCCAACGACGAUAAUCACGUCCGAGUUUCCAUCCUCCCGACAGACUCGCGCUUCUCUAUCAGAAAAGAAAGAAUGCCGUCGCAACCCACAAACUCGGGCAUCGUCACCGACGAGGCCAGCGGCGAGCGCGAAAUCCCCCAGUCCGUCCGCGCCGAUGGCAGCACCCGCAAGGCAAUCAAGAUCCGCCCCGGCUACCGCCCCGCGGAAGAUGUCGAGGUUUACAAGAACCGCACCGCCGAGGCCUUCCGCGAGCGUGGCAAGAGGAUCGGCAUCCCCGGCGCCGCGGGGCUAAAGGACGAGAAGACUGAGCAGUCGUCGGCCGCCAGCAACAAGAACGCAAAGAGGCGCGAGGCCCGGAAGAAGGCCAAGGCUGCUACGGAAGGCGACGACGCAGCUGCUGCGGCGCAAGAGUCCAAGCCCGAGGAAGUCGACCCCGAAGUUGAGCGCGAGAAGAAGGCACGCAAUCUUAAGAAGAAGCUGAAGCAGGCCAAGGAGCUCAAGAACAAGAAGGAGGGCGGCGAGGCCUUGCUGCCCGAGCAAAUCGCCAAGGUCAUCAAGAUUAACGAGUUGAUCCGAGAGUUGGAUGCCCUCGGUUUUGAUGCCGAGGGAGAGCCAAAGGCAGCCUCAGAUGCCGCGGCUCCUGCUGAGGGUGAGGACGGCGACAAGGAGUGA